Molecule: messenger RNA, 561 nt
Organism: Rotaria sp. Silwood2
Lineage: Eukaryota; Metazoa; Rotifera; Eurotatoria; Philodinida; Philodinidae
Source: the annotation of a GenBank genome assembly
AUGAAUCGACAAUUAUCAUUAUCGUGUGAUAACCAAUUUUUCCCAAUGCAUUCUUAUUCUCAUCAGUUGAAUGAACAAUUUUUAUGCAUGAAAACAAAACCAAUUAUUAGAAAUUCUUCAAUAAUAAAUCAAAACUUAUUUUUGGAAUCACAUAAUCCCUAUAUUCUGUCUUCCAUAUGUCAUCAUCCUUCUCAUGAUCUUAAUAAAACUCAAAUAUUUCGUUCUAAUUCAUCAUCAUUAUCAACAAUAAAUCGUCAUUUAUCAAUGCCAUCCUAUGAUCAAUUUUCUUCAAUGCAUCAUCGAUUUGAAGAGGAUUAUCCAUUACGUAUUCAUGUUGGAAAUAUACCAUUUCUAUGGACUAUUGAUGAUUUAUGUAAACAAUUUCUAGUAUUUGGAUCAAUCAAAGAUCCUGAAAUCGUUUCAAAUGAACGUGGUUCAAAGGGAUUUGGAUUCAUUACGUUUCUUCGUCAUAGUGAUGGUUUAAAUGCAAUUCGUGUUAAAAAUGGUUCUAUUGCUGAUGGUAGAAAGAUAACACAUCUUCUCGAUCAUCAACUCGAAUAA